Molecule: messenger RNA, 636 nt
Organism: Bipolaris sorokiniana ND90Pr
Lineage: Eukaryota; Fungi; Ascomycota; Dothideomycetes; Pleosporales; Pleosporaceae
Exons: 2
Coding region: 1-636 (211 amino acids)
Source: RefSeq, a predicted model, not a curated record
AUGGCUCUCGCACCCAAAUUCGCAGGCCAAAAGCUAGCCUCCUCCUCCAUCCAACCCAAAGCCGUUCACACCCUCGAGUUCUACCUUGACUACGUCUGUCCCUUCUCCGCCAAAAUGUACAAAACCCUCUUCACCCCUCCUCUCCGCAACACCCUCCUUUCCACCUACGGCACAAGCCUCGUCACCAUUUUCCGCCAGCAAAUCCAACCCUGGCACCCGUCCUCAACGCUCGUCCACGAAGCCGCGUACGCCGUCCAACGCGUCGACGCUGGCAAAUUCUACGACUUCUCAGAGAAGCUGUUUGAGCAGCAAAAAGACUUUUUCGAUGUCAGUCUAGUGAAUGAGACGAGGAAUCAGACGUACAGGCGGUUGGCGAAGAUAGCGGCGAGUGUAGGGGUGGACGAGGGGAAGGUGUAUGGGUUGUUAGAGAUUAGCGAUAAGCCGGGGGAGGAUGGGAGUUUGAAUUCCGGGAAUGGGGUAACGGAUGAUGUCAAGGUGCAGGUCAAGGCGAAUCGCAUGACGGGUGUGCAUGUUACGCCGACGGUGGUGUUUGAUGGGGUUGUGAGGAAUGAGAUUAGUAGUAGUUGGACUGUGGAGCAGUGGGAGGAGUGGUUGGCUAAGAAUGUAAGUAAAUGA